AUGCUUAUGUCACAGUGGGUGGAGGUGAUGAGUAUGACAUUGAACAGUGCCGUAGGAAGAAUUUGUAUCUGCAGGAGCAGAAGUAGGAGUAGCAGGGAUACCGGAACAGUAUCGAUCGUGGCCAUUUGCAGUGGUCUGAUUGCUGUACCUCUAACCUACGCUUACUUGAGUGAACCAUCCAUCAUUGUGUUUGCCGACGACUACAAAUCAUAA
Molecule: messenger RNA, 213 nt
Organism: Brugia pahangi
Lineage: Eukaryota; Metazoa; Nematoda; Chromadorea; Rhabditida; Onchocercidae
Source: the annotation of a GenBank genome assembly